GGUGCUCUUGGCUUUGUGAUAUCAAAGCUCCCUGAUAACUGCUAUCAGCGGACAUGACAAACCAGUAUUUAUAUACAGAAGCAGACUCUUGGCCUCAAGAGAUAACAAGUCUUACGGAUUCUUGGCUCACUAAUGAUCGUGCAAGGGGUGCGAAUUAUCGGAAUGGACCCUAGUCACACAAAAUUAUGGGGUCGACGCGAACAAUACUAAUAAAUCACGAUGGAGACCAGCCUCAGCAGAAGAAUUAUCUACUGUCAGUUUGACCAGAUCCCAUUGACAGCGAUUGUAUAGGAGAAGGCCUCUGCAGCAAUGUCUACGCCAGAAUAUGACCCGUCCAUUCCCGACGGCGGUGACUCGACUCAGCUCGAUGUGAAUGCCCCGUUUGUAGGGAAUGAGUUUCACGCGGUCUAUGUUGUUGCUUGUACUUUCAUUGUUUUCUUCAUUCUCCCGGGUAUCGGCUUCCUGUAUAGCGGCUUGUCACGAAGGAAGUCGGCUAUGACAUUCUUGUUCCAGGCAUUUUUGAUACUAGCAGUCAUCUCGUUCCAGUGGAUUUUCUGGGGAUACUCUCUGAGCUACUCUAGAGAUGGAGGUCCAUAUAUUGGUACGCUGAAGAACUUUGGGCUCAAAGAAGUUUUGGCGGCCCCCUCCCCCGGAUCAGCUGUGCUUCCCGAGAUACUAUUCUGUCUGUUCCAGCUUCUCUUCUGUGCAUGCACGAUCAUGAUUGUCGCUGGUGGUGCCUUUGAAAGAGGUGGUAUUGUCGCCUCUCUCAUUUUUGGCUUUCUAUGGGCAACUAUCGUCUACUGUCCACUCGCUCGCUGGACAUGGAGUAGCCAGGGAUGGUUAUAUAACCUUCCAUCCAUUGAUUUUGCAGGAGGUGGUCCUGUACAUAUCGCAUCAGGAUGCGCUUCCUUAGCGUAUGCAGUUAUCCUCGGAAAACGCAAGGGCUUCCCGGAGCAAUCUAUGAAGCGACCUCACAACACAACUCUGGUGUUUUUGGGUACCGUUUUUAUCUGGACAGGAUGGCUUGGGUUCAACGGCGGAUCAACUCUCAGUGCUAGCGUUCGUGCCUACAUGGCUAUUAUGAACACCAAUAUUGCUGGCUCUACUGGUAUCCUAGGGUGGGUCUUGGUUGACAUGAUCCGAUACAAAGGUAGAUUUACCGUGGUGGGAGCUUGCGAGGGCGCAAUCGCCGGGCUUGUAGGCAUUACUCCCGCUGCGGGGUGCGUCUCUAUCUGGCUGGGCGCUUGUAUUGGAUUCCUCACGGCUGUUGUGUGCGCAUUGUGCAAGAACCUCAAUCAGUGGAUGAAUGUUGAUGAGGGGAUGGAUGUGUUCAAGCUCCACGGUAUUGGUGGGAUGGUCGGUUCAUUUCUGACCGGUAUCUUCGCCAGCAAGUACAUAUCGGCCCUAGACGGCGGCACUCUCGCACCUGGAGCUAUCGACGGCAACGGGGUCCAAGUUGGCAAGCAGCUUGCUGAGAUCUGCGCAAUCUCGGCCUAUUCCUUUGUUAUGACUUGCAUCUUGCUUCUCAUCCUCAAAUAUAUCCCGGGAUUGGGUCUAAGGGUCGAUGAGGAGUCGGAGAUUCUUGGUCUAGAUCGAUCCUUCUUUGUUGAUGAACAAAUUGGUGACUGGUCGAUGAUGGAGGCGUUUGGCAGCACGACCCUGAUGGGUGUACCAAAAGAACCAUCCAAAGAGGUACAGCAGCCAGAGGCUGGUACGAAGACCGCGUAA
Molecule: messenger RNA, 1728 nt
Organism: Aspergillus ochraceoroseus IBT 24754
Lineage: Eukaryota; Fungi; Ascomycota; Eurotiomycetes; Eurotiales; Aspergillaceae
Product: ammonium transporter
Exons: 5
Coding region: 310-1728 (472 amino acids)
Biological process (GO): ammonium transmembrane transport
Cellular component (GO): plasma membrane
Molecular function (GO): ammonium channel activity
Source: RefSeq, a predicted model, not a curated record